AUGGCCACUCUCGCACAAGAACCGAAUGAAAAGAGGACGCCUCACUCGCAGGCUGGCUCCUCCGAAGAUCUGGAACGCUCAUUCAAGGCCGACAAGGCCAAGAAUGGAGAUGCUACCGACGAUAUCGUCGAGGUCAGCAGCACGGCCGACUCCGAAGAUGCUCUCGCCGCUGUCCGUGUCAAGCAAGCCCAAGAAGGAGGUACGAUCGUCUAUCGGACUCUCUCUUGGCAGAAGGCUGCUAUCCUGCUGUUCACCGAAUACGUCUGCCUUGCUAUCCUGUCGUUCCCUUGGGCCUUCAGCUAUCUCGGUAUGGCCGGAGGCCUUCUCGCCACUUUCGGUGUUGGCAUGGGCGCUCUCUACACGUCACUGAUCCUUUGGAGGUACUGUCUGAAACACCCACAACUCCUCAACAUUUGCGACAUUGGCUAUCAGAUCUUUGGCAAGAGCAAGAUCGCCUACGAGCUCACAGCAAUCGCUCUCAUCCUCAACAAUGUGUUCAUCAUGGGUCUGCAUACGCUGACGGGCUCUGAGAUCCUGAACACGCUCUCCAACCACGGAACCUGUUCGGUGGUGUUCUCCGUGAUCAUCAUGGUCGUUUCGAUCCUCCUUACGCUGCCUCGAAAGCUGGAGCAACUCACAGGUCUGGGUGUUGUUUCGGCCAUCUCGAUGUUUAUCUCGAUCCUCCUUGUACUCAUCUUUUCCGGUAUUCAAGGCACCCAUCCAGCCGUGGAGGACUUCGCAGAGCCCGUCUACAUCACUGCCUUUGCUCCGAAGGGCACUGGCUUCGUCAACGGUUUCAGUGCCUUCUUGAACAUUGUGUUCACUUGGAUCGGCCACAUCAUGUACCCGACCUUCAUCGCCGAGAUGAAGGAUCCUCGCGAGUUCCCCAAGGCCCUCUACGCCGUCACCGUGGCCGAAUUCAUCCUGUUCAGCGUCACGGGCAUCGUCGUCUACCGAUACACGGGACAGUACACCACCGCUCCUGCUGUCGGAACGCUGCGACCCGUCUUCAAGAAGAUUGCCUUCGCCUUCGUGCUCCCCACCACCAUUAUCAUCGGUGUCCUCUAUGCCUCCGUGGUCGCCAAGUAUCUCUUUGGACGCAUCUUCAUGGGCACUAAGCAUUACAACAACCACACCGUCCUCGGUUGGGCCGGAUGGAUCGGAUGCGUUACCGUCACCUGGAUCCUCGGCUGGGUCAUUGGCGAGGCCGUUCCCUUUUUUUCUACCCUUCUUUCCCUUAUGAGUGCCCUCUUCGACUGCUACUUUGGGUACAUCUUCUGGGCCUUCGCCUUCUUCGAACUUCACCGGGGUCAGCUCUGGCGCGGUCAGUCUUGGAUCAGACGUACCGAGACGGCGUUCCAGUUCGUCUUGAUUGCAACGGGUCUGAUGGUGCUGGGCCCCGGUUUGUACGCCUCGGUUCAGUCGAUCAUCGACAACUACAAUACCGGCAGCAUCAAGGCCCCCUUCACUUGUGCUGACAACUCGGUCUAA
Molecule: messenger RNA, 1491 nt
Organism: Pseudozyma hubeiensis SY62
Lineage: Eukaryota; Fungi; Basidiomycota; Ustilaginomycetes; Ustilaginales; Ustilaginaceae
Product: amino acid transporter
Exons: 3
Coding region: 1-1491 (496 amino acids)
Biological process (GO): amino acid transmembrane transport
Cellular component (GO): vacuolar membrane
Molecular function (GO): amino acid transmembrane transporter activity
Source: RefSeq, a predicted model, not a curated record